Messenger RNA from Varanus komodoensis (Komodo dragon), 4046 nucleotides. It is a transcript of the gene MMP25, whose product is annotated as matrix metallopeptidase 25. Gene Ontology annotation, biological process: extracellular matrix organization; proteolysis; collagen catabolic process. The record is from RefSeq and is a predicted model, not a curated record. Gene Ontology annotation, cellular component: extracellular matrix. Bases 1 to 1734 code for a protein of 577 amino acids. The transcript has 10 exons. Gene Ontology annotation, molecular function: zinc ion binding; metalloendopeptidase activity. NCBI's taxonomy places the organism in Eukaryota, Metazoa, Chordata, Lepidosauria, Squamata, Varanidae.
AUGCUGGUGGCGGCGGUGCUUCUGGCUUCCCUCUGCUUCGUCCCCCAGGCUCGGGCAGGCUCUCCCAGGGCCAACGAGAUCAGCAAGGGCGCGGUGGACUGGCUGAUCCACUAUGGGUACCUCCCUCAACCAGACCCUAGAGCUGCCCGUCUUCAAAGCGCAGAAGAACUGAUCAGCGCCAUCAGGACAAUGCAAAGGUUUGCAGGGCUGCCCACAAGCGGGGAGCUGGACGAGAAGACCCUGGAAAUGAUGCGCAAGCCUCGCUGCUCCCUCCCUGACAUCAUUGGCACCUCGGAGCUGAUGCGUCGCCGGCGCAGGAAGAAGCGCUUUGCUCUCAGUGACAGCUCCUGGCAAAAGAAGAAGCUGACGUGGCACAUCCGUUCCUUCCCUGACUCCACACAGCUGACGCAAAAUCAGGUCCGAAACAUUAUCUACCAUGCCUUCCAGGCCUGGAGCUUUUCCUCAGCCUUGACCUUCAAGGAGGAAUCCUCUGAAGAAGCUGACAUUUUGGUGGAUUUCAGCAAUGCCUAUCAUGAUGACAGUUAUCCUUUCGACGGGCCGGGGGGUACCCUGGCCCAUGCCUUCUUUCCUGGAGAACACCCCAUUUCGGGGGACACCCAUUUCGAUAAGGAAGAGAGGUGGCUUUUCGAUCCAGAGAACAAGUCACCAGGUCAUGGCACGGAUCUCUUUGCUGUAGCAGUGCAUGAAUUUGGCCAUGCCUUGGGACUGGCUCACUCCUCCAACAAGGAGUCCAUCAUGAUUCCAUUUUACCAGGGCCCUGUUGGAUUUCCCCAGGAGUACCGCCUCCCGCCAGAUGAUGUCAUGGGAAUUGAACAAAUUUAUGGGAAGCGUCAGGGUGGCUCACGUCCAGAUCAGAAUAUGCCACCGUUACCGGUCCCCACAGCCCGACCCAUCCCUGACCUGCCUCCGUACAGGCCCACCCAAGAGCCACGACUUCCAGCACCUGAUCGUUGUGCGGCCCAUUUUGAUGCCAUUGCUAACAUCCGAGGAGAAGUUUUCUUCUUCAAGAAGAAGCAUUUCUGGCGGAUGCAAGCGGCCCGAACCCUGGUUUCACUGGAGCCGGCACAGACCCUCCGGUUCUGGAACGGCCUCCCACAGGAUUUCACAGCCAUUGAUGCCGCAUACGAGCGCAUCAAUGACAGCCAGAUCGUGUUCUUCAUUGGAUCCCACUACUGGGUUUUCACAGAUACUCAGGUCAACCCAGGCUAUCCCCGUCCCACAUCUGAUCUUGGCCUUCCUCGUGGCACAGUAAUUGAGGCUGCUUUUGUCUGGCCCCACAAUCACAAGACGUAUUUCAUAGAAAAGGACCAAUACUGGCGCUAUGACGAUCACUUGGGCCAAGUGGAAUCAGGAUACCCCAAACCCGUCACCCUCUGGAGAGGGGUCCCACCUGGCCUGGAUGACAUCACUCGCUGGAAUGAUGGAAACACCUACUUCUUCAAGGACAGCCAGUACUGGCGCUUCACUGGAGGCAAUGUGGAGUCGGAUGCAGGCUACCCACGUUCCACUGCCCACGACUGGAUGUACUGCCAGGGUGCUCCCACCUCCCACCCGACACACGGCUCGAGCCCGAAGCCCAAGGACGAAGACGGGCCGAUGUGUAUCUGUGGGUCGUCAGCUCACCGAGAAGCCCCCCUUUCCUCCAGGGUGCUGCUUUGCAUUUGGGGUUUCCUCUGGGCUUUCAUGUUGCAAAGAGAUGCACUUUCUAUGUAGCCAAAGCAAGGGACUGCCUGGCGGGAGAAGGGGGCCACCCCUUAGCACACUCUCCGAGCGAUUCGUUCACUGUUCUUUAAACACACACACACACACACACACACACACACACACACACACACACACACACGCGUUCUCAUAAACCAUCCCUGUCUGAGGUCCCCCAACUCCCUGAACCCACCCCUCAGAUUUCUUGCCUUCAUUUUCUACAAAGAGGGGCAGAGCCUUUUAAGACUGCCUGCAACCCACACCCGUUGGCCUGGAUGCCUGCCCCCUGCAUCUCUGGGGUGUGGUGACAGUCUGAUUUCUCAGGGAUGAAGGAGAUGCGUUCUUACACCUGGUCAGAGGUACUCCCUGUUACUGUUCUUCAUGCGGCCCUUUGCGGCUGUUCUGCACUCUCCAGUUGUCUCUGACUUGCAGUGACCCCCUGAAGGGAAGCGCUCCAAAAUGUCCCACCCAAGACAGUCCAGCUCAACUCAUGCAAAUCCAAGGCUGUCGCUUCCUGUGCAGAGUUAGUCUCUCUCCUGUUUGGUCUUCCUUUUCUUCUUCUGCCUUCAACUUCCCUUCGACCUCCGUCUUCCCCAGGGAGUCCCACCUUCUCGUGAUGUGCCAGAGUAUGACAAUCUGCUUGGUCAUUUUUGGUUCUAGGGAAAGCAACCUAGCUUGAUUUUACCUAGGCCCACUGGUGCAAAAAGAAACUGGACCACCGCCUGAGUGGGAUGGUGUAACGUGGUGUCCUGCAACAGCAGAGGUUGGACUCUAUGACCUUCCAACUCUCCUAUUCUAUGAUUCCAUGAUCUUUCUGUGGGUUCGGGAUCUUCACAAACCUCUUCUCCACCACAGUGUUUCAAAUGCAUCUAUUUUCUUCCUGUUAACCUUCUUCAGUGCCUUGCUUUCACACCCAUAGAUAUUGAUCGGGAAUACAGUGGCCUUAGUCUGUCUGAGUUCCUUCCAAACUGGAGGUCUCUUCUUCUGGCACUAUUGCUUCUUUCAUUUGGGAUACUUUCAUCGUAGGGUUUUCAAGGGAAGACGAGACAGAAGCGAUUUGCCAUUGUCUUCUAUGCAGCACUAACCAAAGUUAGCUUGACCAUCACUGCCAUUGUCUGCAGAAGAUCCUCCCCGCACCAGUGUCACCUUCAGCUGCUGCCCACUGGCCGUCCCGCAGAAGCUUCUCUGCCCCAUCACCAGUAAAGGCUUCCCUUCCCUUCUGCUGACGUCACCUUUCCCCCUGAAGAGGUUGGGUGCAUCUUAGCCUGGUGCCUGCGCUUGAUCAUCCUGUCUUGGCUGGCCUUGCUAAGAGACCUGCCUAGGGAGGUGUGCAUCCCAGGGACACAGAACCCAGAACCCUGCUCAGCCCAGAUUUUUGUGCAAACAGUCACUUUCCUAUCAGGUGAUGUCUCUUCCCUCUUCCUUUUGCCAUUUGGUGACCCCACAAAGGCCAGUCUGUGCCUGCCAUUCCUUGGAGUCCUGCACUGAAUGGGAAUUGGACUCAAUGGCCUUAGUGGCCCCUUCCAAGUUUACCAUAUUUUGAGUCUAUGAAUGUUUUCCCCAGUAUAGAUUAAGGGUGGAUGAGAAGUAGGGAAUUCUGGCUUGUGAAUGCUGUAGCCGGACAAGAUCUGUUUGUGGGGAGCAUUUGCUCAGCAUGUGGUGCUCCGCAGAUGAAACGAUGUGCGUUCUUAUCUGAUGGUGUGUGUUGCUGUUUGCAUUCAACGCAGGGGCGCAGAACCUCAAGGCCUGGGUCCCAGUCUGGCCCUCUGGGGCUCUGCCAAUACGAGAACCGUCUCUUCUGGCCUCGUCUUUUCCCACAGGCAGCAAUGGUUUGCUGGAUUCCCAGCUUUUGUGCAGUGUCCCCCAUUCUAAACACUACUCACUCUUGGUGAGGAUACAAGCCUUUGCACACAAACAAAAAUAGCCAACAACUCCCAGCAUGUCCAAGCCAUUUCUUCUGUCUAAAUUUGCAUGGGAUUGUGCCUUUAAGCAAGAAUAGCCUUGUAUUUUUGGCCCUGACUUUUUGCCUUCAGACUGUCCAGCACUCAUAUAUGGCCCCCAAAAGCUUCUUCAAAACGGAAUUCAUCUUGCAGGCGAAAAGAGGUUUUGUACCUGCACAGUAACAUGCAGCGGCAGUGGAAGGAAUACGAACCUGAGCUGCAGAAGGAGCAUCACUGUGUCUUCCGCUCCCUCCCUGUCUGGGCUGAUGGAGAAGAGAUGAGAAGGUGAACACGAGUGAUUUAAAACCGUGGGGGUAGGGGCAGGAAUGUUGCAAGUAAGAUAUAUAUUGCUUUCUGUUUUUAUAAUAAAAAUCCCAAAUAGUU